AAGAACCCGAAUUUUCAAAAUGCUCGAGCUCGACAAGGACAAAAAAGUGUUGAUCGGAUGCUUGGCAAGCUCAUUUAUAUUCUAUCAUACCGCCCGUCAAAUCUAUUCCUACGUGAGUGCGAAAUCUCGGGAAUGGGUCCCGAUUGGAAUUGUCAAAGGUCUUCACAUUUAUCCGAUCAAAUCUUGCAAGCCGGUUGAUGUUUUCGCAUUCAAAUGCACAAAACUUGGACCCAUGAUGGAGGAGCUGGAAGAUCGUGUAUUUGUGCUAGUUGAGGAGAGCACUGGAAAAUUCAUCACCGCCCGCCAGAAGCCAAAAUUGGUCAAUGUGGAAAGCUACAUGACCGAUGGAAUUCUGGAAAUUUCAGUGCCAGGACAUCCUAAAUUGUCGGUUGAUUUGAAGAAAGUUGUAGAAAAUGGACGAACCAUUCGAGCCACACUUUUCGACAAUUUGCAACAGGAUGGCUAUGACUGUGGAGAUGAAGUUGCUAAGUUGUUGUCUGAUUAUAUUGAAGAGCCAAAUUAUCGACUGCUUUUCUCGAAAGAAGGACUUUACACCGAAAGAACGUGUAUUCCCGAUGAUCAAUGGUGGAAUACUCCAGUGCCAAAGAGAAAGGACAACUCUGGCUUCACCGACUUGGCACCAUUUCUCAUCGCUACUGAAGCUUCACUAAAAGCUGUCAAUGAGAAAUUGGAUAAGAAAGUGACGAUGCGCAACUUCCGUCCAUCAAUCUACAUCGAAGGUUGCGCCGCGUGGGACGAGGACAAAUGGGCCGAAAUUCGCAUCGGAGAAGCGCAUCUCGAAUGCUUUGCACCGUGUACUCGCUGCGUCCUGACUACGGUUGACCCCGAAAAAGGAGAAAUGAGCAAGGAGAUGCAGCCACUGAAAAAGCUGAGAGAGUUCCGGUUGGCUCCGGAGGGAAAAAUGAGUAAGGCUCAUAAGGAUAGCCCAGUGUUCGGUGUGUAUGCAGGAACCGUCAACGAGGCGUAUAUCCAUAUUGGACAAACCGCCUAUGUCAAAUAUAAGCCAACUGUUUUUUGAUGCAAAUAUUUUUUGAUAUUUUUUUUUAAUUUUUAAUCCUGAAAUUAUCAUGUACAAAAACUGAUAUAUUAUAAAUAAUAUUUGAAAUC
Caenorhabditis elegans is the source of this 1128-nucleotide messenger RNA. It is a transcript of the gene F53E10.1, whose product is annotated as MOSC domain-containing protein. Gene Ontology annotation, molecular function: molybdenum ion binding; pyridoxal phosphate binding; catalytic activity. The record is from RefSeq and is marked reviewed. NCBI's taxonomy places the organism in Eukaryota, Metazoa, Nematoda, Chromadorea, Rhabditida, Rhabditidae.